Messenger RNA from Paramecium pentaurelia, 602 nucleotides. The record is from the annotation of a GenBank genome assembly. Lineage: Eukaryota; Ciliophora; Oligohymenophorea; Peniculida; Parameciidae.
AUGUAACAACUAUUUGACUGCCCUAUAUGCUUAUAAACUUUAUUACAUCCUUUGACACUUAUAUGUGGUCAUACAUUCUGUAAACCUUGUUUAAGAAACAAAAACUUUUAUCAAAAUUUCAAUACAUGUCCUGUUUGCAGAUCACAUAUUUAAAUUUACUUAAAUUAGUUCAAAGUGAAUGUUAUGUUAGAAACAAUCAUCUAAUAAGAAUAUCAAAAUGAAUGUGAGUAUUAACUUAGAUUAAAGAACUAUCAACAUAGAAUGGAUAAAAAAAAAUAGAUGAGACAUUCUUACAUACUCCUUAUACAAUAAUAUUUAAAAUGGAUUUAUCAAAAUUUGUCGAAGAUGUUUCCAUUAAUUGUGAUUGGUAUGUAUUAUAUAUUAUAAUUAAAGUAAUUGCCAUUCUAAUGUAUUUGAGGUUUAAGAAGCUUCGAUAAAGAUUUACUAUGAGAGUGAGAUUAUAGCAUUUGAGUCAAGAAAUCACUAGACUAUUGUCAUAAUUUUCAUCUCGUAAUGGAGAUAAUUAUAAAGACACAGAUAUAUAAAACUUAGUGUUUACAAAAAUAGUAAAGCAUUUAUUUACAAAUUAUGUGAGAUUUUGA